Epinephelus fuscoguttatus (brown-marbled grouper) is the source of this 5904-nucleotide messenger RNA. RefSeq names its product cell adhesion molecule 1b (gene cadm1b). Gene Ontology annotation, cellular component: plasma membrane; synapse; neuron projection. Gene Ontology annotation, biological process: detection of stimulus; susceptibility to natural killer cell mediated cytotoxicity; cell recognition. The transcript has 11 exons. Lineage: Eukaryota; Metazoa; Chordata; Actinopteri; Perciformes; Serranidae. The coding region runs from base 176 to 1372 and encodes 398 amino acids. The record is from RefSeq and is a predicted model, not a curated record. Gene Ontology annotation, molecular function: signaling receptor binding.
CUCGCUCCGGAUAACAAGAUGUUCGAAGACGCCGUUCGUAGUGCCUUUUUCGGGCGUGUCUUGCUUAUAUUCUUGAAGCAGCAGUACGACAACAACCUUGUUCCGCUAAUACUUCGUUUGUUGAGGAGGAGAAGGGAGGUAGAAGGUCGAAGAAGAAAGGACCGUGCUGUGGCGAAUGGAGACCGGAGCUGCUGAAACCGUGACAGUCGAAGGUCAGAACCUGGCGACCGACAACGUGUCGGUGGUCGAGGGGGAAACAGCCACCAUCAGCUGCAGAGUGAAGAACAACGACGACUCCGUCAUCCAGCUGCUCAACCCCAACAGACAGACCAUCUACUUCAAAGAUGUUAGACCUCUGAAGGACAGCCGGUUCCAGCUGGUGAAUUUCUCUGACAACGAACUGCGGGUGUCUCUGUCCAAUGUGUCACUCUCCGAUGAGGGACGCUAUGUGUGCCAGCUCUACACAGAUCCUCCUCAGGAAGCCUACGCAGACAUCACUGUCCUGGUCCCACCAGGCAACCCAAUCAUCGAGAGCCGCGAGGAUGUGGUCAGCGAGGGGAACGAGACGGAGCUCACCUGCACAGCCAUAGGCAGCAAGCCAGCUGCCUCCAUCAGAUGGAUGAAAGGGGAGGAAGAACUGACAGGUGAGACAACAGUUGAGGAGACGUAUGACAGGAUAUUUACUGUCACCAGCCGAGUAAGAUUUUCUGUCACCAAAGAGGAUGAUGGAGUGCCAGUGGACUGCAUCAUUGACCACCCAGCUGUAAAGGACCUCCUGGCUCAAAGACACUUGGAAGUGCUAUAUAAACCAGAGGUGAAGAUCGUGGUGACAUAUCCUGAUGGUUUAACCAGAGAGGGUGACAAUCUAGAUCUGACAUGUAUCGCCGAAGGAAAACCACAUCCCCAUCAGAUCAACUGGCUGAGAGUAGAUGAGGAUGUGCCCCCUCAUGCUGUGGUCACUGGCUCUGAUCUGUACAUCGAGAACCUCAACAAGUCCUACAACGGCACCUAUCGCUGCGUGGCGUCUAAUGCUGUGGGAGAGGCCUACGACGACUACAUCCUCUAUGUAUAUGAUGCUCCCACUACUAUCCCCACACCCACCACCAAUCCAGUCAACACGCAAGACUCCAGAGCCGGCGAGGGGGCACCGCAGAAAAUUGACCAUGCUGUCAUUGGAGGAGUGGUUGCCGUGGUGAUGUUUGCCAUCCUCUGUGCACUCAUUGUUCUUGGUCGAUACUUUGCCAGACACAAAGGAACUUACUUCACACACGAAGCCAAAGGGGCGGACGACGCAGCCGAUGCAGACACGGCCAUCAUCAAUGCGGAGGGUGGACACAACAACACAGACGAGAAGAAGGAGUACUAUAUCUAAACUGGACAGGCCAGGAGAGACGGGUGGGGAUGCUGCUGGUGGUGGUGGUGCUGUAGGAGCAUUAUGUCUAACUCUGAUUGGUUGUGAGAAGGCGUGGGGGUGGGGAGGGCGAGAUUUAAAGAGGAAGAGAAGAAAGUGAAAAGUAGGACUGGCAUGGCCAAGUGGUAAGAAGAGGCGUUUGCUGAGUCUCCUAUCCGACCCUUCCUGGACUGCUGGGGCCUAUUCUGUACAGUUCAAUUAUUUUACAGACAAUUUUGUGCCUUGUUCUAUUUCUUUUCUUUAUUUUGUUGUUUCCCCCCCUUCACAUGCUUGUUGGAUUGGAUUUUUUUUUCUUCCAAUGUACUCCACCUGAUGCUUUGUUACAUUUGGCUUUCGGAGAUUAAAUGGGCCUGGUGUUUGUCUAUGUGUGCUGCAGCUAGCUAUUAGCUCAUGUACCCAGAUCCGAGGAGCCAGCUUUUACCACACUUCUUCUUUUUUUUUUUUUUUUUUGAGUAAUCUCCAGAGUUCAGUAACUGGAACACAGUGUCAACACAUUUCUCCCUGCUGGGUCGAAGUCCAGCGGUCCCUGCAAAUUCAUCACAGAUUGGUUUCGACAUACUGCAGCGCAAAUUUCACUCACCUUCCCCUCUACCCCACCCGCACCCCUCUGAGGUCAGGUUCACUGUGUUGAUUACUAAUGUUAACAGUUGUGAGUAAUCAUGCUCAUCAUAGAAUGUAUUUGUUCCUGAAAGUGAAGUAGGAGUGCCGUAAAGUAUCAUUUCACACCAAGCCGCAAAGUACAACUGGUCCCUCGCUGGUUUCAAGAGAACAUCCGAUGGUUAGUAGAUGUGAGGUCAGUUUAGUAUUUGUUUAGGGUAUUGUGGAGUUCAGUCUUUGACAUCCUGACAGCUGUAAUGUACCAUGAUAUAGAGUUAAAGUUUCCAUAGAGAAUCACUUAUCCUUUUUUAAAACUCUGUAUCGGGGUUUUUUCUGCUGGUUGAGAGGACAGCAGUGAGUCAACAAUAGCAGGUAACGUUUACUGUCCUCUGCUUUCUUUUGUUUUUUUGCUUUUAUUUUCAUUAGCUAAACUGGUUCUGGAAAAAAAAAAAAAUCUUAAAGGAACAGUUCGACAUUUUAGGAAAUACACUUAUUUGCUUUAAUGGCCAGAUUAAGGAGAAGAUCAUCAUCAUAAGUGUAUUUCUGAAAAUGGGCAAACUACUCCUUAAAAAACAUCUCCUGUAUGUAGAAUGUUUUUUAGGGCUGGGUAUCGUUUAAAAAUAACGAUAUCAGUACCAAUACCAGUACCCUGAAAGUGAUGCCAAUACCAGUAGUGUACUUCAUUCGACAUCCAUAAUGUGAAUGGAGUAGUGUGUAGUAUAGCCAUACUUUCGAACGCUGAACUGCCAACUCCAUGAAAUACACCACACCACAGACUGUAUGGGUUGGACCUGUUGUUGCGGGAGUGUUAGCUUUGUGCUGGGGGACAGUUGUAAGAGUCCGCCAGGCCGCAUACACACAGUGACAAGGCUAACUGUUAGCAUCACACAGCAAAUGCUACUUAACGGUAAUUAACGGGUUUAACGACCAAGUUGAGCCAUUCGGUGUCAGUUUCUGGUGCUGGAUUUUAGCCAGUGCUGCUGUGUUAGCUCGUGCUAAUCGGGCAGAUGUUGAACCGAGGAGAACAGCUGCGGAAAUGGCCGCCUGUUCAAUGGCUUAGUGUUGGAUGUUAGCCACUGCUGACGUGUUAGCUCGUGCUAACAAGGCAGAUGUUUAACUGUUCGCCAAGAAGAAAGGCUCCUUCAGCAACAGCAAGUUUGCUCAUCUGGCGGAGAGCCGGGAUGGUCUAGGAUAAGACCCAAGGUGCAAAAAAGAGUCAAAUGCAGGUAUCACUUAACUGGAGGCAUUUCAGUACUACUUGGUACUGGGUUAUUUUGGUUGAUAUCUUUCAGGUAUACCCAGCCCUAAUGAUUUUAGUAGUUAUUUUUGUCAGAUUUAUUUUUUUUUUGUCAUCCUUUUGAUGGAUGGACCAAAAACAUGGCAGAACACGUUGCUCUAUGAGUACAGAGCCGAAAGAGUUGGCAGAUAUUAUGUGGGGUUUGAGUCAGAGUUUAAGUAUAUGUUGUACCUAAAAGAGUAACUAUUCCUGCUGCAUUGAUCAUGAAAUAUAAUUAAACUGUAUUAAUUGUUUGAUAUUGGUACAGCUUACUGUGUGUGCUUUUGGUUUAAACAUUUUCAUACCACCCACACGGUCGACCCUGGACCAAAUAUAAUAAUCACAUGAGUGUGCGUAUACAGUGAAUAUCACUUGUAUACAGCAAAAGCUGAAAAUCCACUGUGCAGAGUGCUCCUCUCUCAACGAUUGAUUUUUUUUUUUUUAAACUGAUAAUACGGUGCAUUGACCAUCUAACUAGAAAUGCUUCCAGGACAUUUUUUCAUUUCUCAAGGUUUUAGAGUUUUAUUUGAUUGUACUGUGUUAAAGGGGAGAAAGAUUGUUACGCUUUCAAUGGAAAAGUUUCCUUUGCCAUUGAAAGGUAUGUCCGUGUGAAUACCCGUUGCAAGUAGGGAAAAAAAUCACUGCUUAUUUCCUGGCUUAGAAAUCCUUGCUACACAUAUUUUUUUGCCCUUGCCCAUACUCAAGUAUAAAGACAUUCAAUCACUGCAAACAUGAAUCAGUUAUAUUUCCUUGCUGUCUGUAAAGACAUUUUACCUUUGGGCUGUCUUUGAUAACUUGUAAGGGCUCUCGGCCUUACAAGUUAUCAAAGAUUUGCGUCGAGCUUUAGACUUGGUUUGGGGAAAGAUCAUUUUCUCACUGUCAUCCUGCAGCCUCAAACCUUCACACAGGAGCCGUCUACUGUUACAAAUUUAUUUAUUUUUUCCCCCCACCAACACAAAAUCAGAAGAUCCUACGCUCGCAGACGGAGACACAGUGUGCACACCGUGCAUGCUCCAUGCCUCUGAGUCUGCCACAGCCAGGAGAGUAAAAACCUGUUUGGUAAUUAGUGAGAGAUUUCAUUGUAUUGCCUGAAUAAGAUAAAAAUAUCUGUAAAUGUAUUAUGAAAAAGGAUAACCACUGCCUUAAACCCACCUCUUGAUACUUAUCAUUAUAUAGGAAAAGACUGAAGGACUUAUUUUAGUGCCUUCUUUGAUUCUGAGGCAUAUGGUUAGUAUCUUAUAGUAUCCUCAUGUACACUCUUACAGUAUAUCUUGUAUAUUUCUGUCCUUUCUAACUCACAGGGCCGAUACUCAUCAUGGUCGUCUGUAUUCACGCACCAUAGACUUGCAUCACGAUUAUGACCUGGAGCAUAAAAAAGCUGGAAUGCAUGUUUUUUUUCUUUCUUUAGUAUUUCUUUGUUUAUCAGUGUGGUGUGGCAGCUUCCACUGACUAGAAUGUCGUAUGCCAGGAUGUAGUAUUUAUUGUCUUAAUUAGUGAUCGCAAAACAAUUUCAAUUUGGUCAUAAUUAUUUUCUCUGCUUCACUACAUUUCUUAUUUAUUUGGAUAUCUUCAAGGACAAGGCUUGCUGGUAACAUCAGAGAGGAAUACAGUGCUGUAAUAAGCUACAAUAAAAAGUACAUUCUUUUUCUGGAUUUUAGAGUUUUGUUGUCAUGGAAACAGUUAUGUGCAUGACGUAUUAUUUCGAGGUUUGAUAUUUAUCAUACAUGGUUUUUAAGUGACUGCUGCUUUUAACCGGGGAACAUAAAAAAAAAAGAUUGUCGGACGCAUCAUUCUAAUCCAGUUUUUUUUAUUUGUUUGAAAUACUUGAUAUUUAGUAUGUUUGUUUUCACUCUCUCAGGUUCAUGAGUGUUAAUAGUGUUUUUUGCAUCUCAGGUAGAAUGCAAAUUAAAAGGCCCCAAGUAUAUACUGUAGUACCACAGCUAUUCAAACAGUGAAAGAAAAACCACAAGAUGUACAUGUUUUUUCUCAUUUGUACAUGUUUAUGUGUUCUUAAUAUGGUGCACUGUUACAGUAAACGUUAAAUAUUAUUUUGCAUAGACCUAGUUCACAAAGAAAGAAAACUAGAUUUGUUAAGCAGACGAAAAUUAUGUACAGUCAGUGUCAACAAAGUCACAAUGAUGUUCAUGAAACUUCUUCUUCUUCUUCUUCUUCUUCUUCUUCUUCCACCACCGUAACACUUUGCUCAUACAGUAUCGGUUAUUUAGUAAUUCUAGGAUGUGACCACAGACAGUCAAUCAAGCAUCUGUUUGCAUUCAGUCCAAUUUUCAUAGAUGACAAGAUGGUGUAUUUACUGUGACAUGAAGUUUUAUGAAUGAUCUGUAACAUGUCUUGGAUAUUUGGAUGAAGCUCAUGUUUAAAGCCUGGGGAGGGAGGGGGGAGGGCGGGGAUUGGUUGUUUUAAUAUCCCCAAAAAUGGUUGUUUUUGUUGUUGAAUCUAACUUUCUCUCUGUACCCAGGUGACAUUUUUUUCGUUUGUGUAGUAAAGAGGAUGUUUCUCAUAUGACCAUGCAUAUUUUGUAUUGGUUCACACCGACAUUUUUACAAAAGAAAAAAAAAAUCAGAAGAGUACUUGUCUUAAUAAAAAGAUAUCAAUGUUUAAA